UCCUCCUUACCAAUUCAAAAUAGAAAAAAUACAGAGAGGAGAGAGGAGAGAGGAGAGAGGAGAGAGGAGAGAGAAGGGAAUGUACAAGUCGAAGCUACAGGAGUUGUGCCAGAAGAGGCAUUGGAGUCUUCCAACGUACACCUCCGCUAAGCAAGGCCUCGACCACAACCCUAGCUUCUCUGCUGCGGUGAUCGUCAAUGGCCAAUCAUUCCACACCUCCACUUCUUCCAAAUCCUCCAAGGAAGCCCAAAACGACGCCGCUAGGAUCGCCUUCGACUAUCUCUCUCUCAACGGAUCCCUUGAUAAGCUUCCCAUUCCCAGCGCUUCCUCUUUCCCUCAACCCUCGCUCCCCUCGUCGACCGAUACGGCUCAUAAAGGUGAGGCUGCUGUUGAGGAGGUAUCCCUACCAGAGUUUGCAGCGUCCAGUUGCUCUUCGAAGUUGUCUGAGACCAACGUCAACAACAUCAUCUGCCGCCAUCAACUAGAUGCAACUAAAGUUCAUUGUCCUCGAGAGGGGCAAACUGCCGACAAGCCUCCAGAAGGGCAAGUAGCUCUUUGUGAGGCUAUCUUCAAAGCUGGGGGCUAUUUCCCGCUACACUCGUAUUAUGUCAAGGUUCUUGACUAUCUUGGGAUUGCUCCCAUGCAGUUGGCUCCCAACAGCUGGCUUAUCUUGGCAUGCAUGUGCAUCCUAUAUCACCAAGAGGGGUAUGAGGAUCCCACCCCUGAGGAGAUUGGCCAUCUAUACGGAUUGAAGAAAACUUCUCAGUUUGACCAUGGGUACUACUGUCUUUGCUGCCAUGUUCCUCAAUCCUCGGUGAUUGAGGGCAUGGUGUCCAACACGGGCAGUUGGAAGUCCGAGUUUUUCUUUGUUUCCGGUGUUCCCGUGAAGAAUACUAAUUUUCAACAUGCGAAGUCUCGCAUAACGAGGUCACUCCCUACUGAUGCUGCCGAGCGGGUUAAGAACAUUCUGGGGCUUGAUGUCUCGAGGAGAUUCACUGCCAACCUCUUCAAGGAGGAGACACUUCGCAUGAGUGGUCUGCUUAAGACAGACCAAGUCGCUGUUAAUUUGUUCACACCUCCUCUCUUAUGCGAAAAGUCCAAGGAGUCAAAAUCCGAGCUUGUGGUUGAGGCGACCCCUAAGCGGGUUUCUGUGAAGUUGAAAGUGCCCCCGUCCAAACGCCAAAAGAAAAACCCCCAGGCCGAGCCUGCUUCCCUACAGACUGCUCUUGACGAAGUCGUUCCGGACCCUAAUCAGGCAACUCUAGAUGCCCAAGACCAAGCGCCUAGGGUAGUCCCAUCACAACUCGAGGAGUCAUUAACAGGUGCCUCCGAGCUUAUGGCUGUUGGCUUGCCAUCUUGGGAUCAGGAAGCCGGGCAACAGACUCCUAUUCUUGGUAAAACAACAACGAGCCCACUGCCCCUUACAAAGGUAUUUCCCGCAGGAUUGGGCUUGCCCCUCCCCUCACAGGAUCUACUUCAAGUAGACAGCCCCGGGGCUACAUCUAGCACUGAGGCUUCGCAGAACAACGGGCUUCUUCCCGAUCAGCUUCGAUUUGUUGAGCGGGUCUCAUCCAUGACCCCCAAGGCUGUAGUGCUUCUAACAGAGGGGGAGUGCAGGAGUUCAAACUUAAUGGUUUUCCCCCAAAUUUUUGACCACGCUCUAGCGAGAUCUUUAGUGACUACUGCGGAUGUGCUCCGUUGUACUGAAUUGUACAAGGACUAUGAGGCCAAGUAUGUCCUACUCAAGGCCACGCACAAGGAGGCUGUGGACCAACUGACAAAAAUGGGCUGCGAGCUCCAGCAAAAAUGCAAGGUCCUUACUCAACAAAACGAGGAGCAACUCAUCCAGAAGGGGGUCUUGGAAAUGGAGAAAGCCAGCUUGGUCCAAUCAUUAGAGGGCUUGCAGCUAGAGAACUCUCGUCUUGGCGAGGAGCUUGUGGGAUUGAAGGCCCUUAAUUUGGAGAAGGUUGGGGUUAUCCAGCGAUUAGAAGGCACCCAAGCUAAGGCGCUUAAGGAUCUUGAGUGCAAACGGCUAGGCGCCGAGCGGGCUGCCAAGGAGUCCCAGGAGCUUAAAGAUCGCAUCUUCACUUUAGAGUUGGAGAACGAGGAUUUGAGGACUCGUUGCGAGGAGGAGCUCGAGCCUCUUGACGAGGAUGCGAUUACAGACAGAACCUCUGAGAGUCUUCUUUAUACCUUGUGGAGUGAGCAUCCUGAGUUUGACUAUUCAGCUCUUGGCAAAGAGUUUGUGGCUAAUUGCAUUGCCAAAUGGACCGCUGCUCUGGAAAAGACUCCUAGCCCGAGCAGGAUUAGCAAACAAGGCAACCUAGGUUGUUCGGGUGCAAUCACUGAUGUAGAAACUAUACAUGGAGUCGGUCAGACCUUCCAGCAAACGAGUAAAGGAGCAUACCAAUAUCAAACUCCUCACGCAGAUGACAACACAUCAAGUGUCAGUCCUCAAACCAUUGGAAGCGCAACAGCUGUCAGUGGAAAUACAUUUAGAGAUGUGCAACAUUUAUACAAGAGUCAUCUGCAAAUGUAUGCUCAGAAAAAGAAUCUUGCUCUUCCUACUUAUUCUUGUGAGCGGGAAGGUCCUCCACAUGCCAGUCGCUUCAAGUGUAGGGUAACAGUUGAUGGAAAAAUAUACGAGUCAUCAGAAUAUUUUCCCACAUUGAAAGAGGCUGAACAUGCAGCUGCAAAAGUUGCUUUGGCCUCAUUAUCUCCUGAUGUAGUUCAAAAGGAUGAUUCUACCUUCUACAAGAAUCUUUUGCAAGAACUUGUUCAGAAAGAAGGUUUCCGUUUACCAACAUAUAGCACAGAAAGAUUUGGUGAAGCUCAUUGCCCUGUUUUUGUUUCUACCGUGGAGAUAGAAGGAAAGCACUUCAGUGGAGAAAAAGAAAAAACGAAGAAGCUGGCUGAAUCAAGUGCAGCGAAGGCUGCAUACGAUGCUUUGAGAGACUGUAAAUCAAGUCAGAGUCUUCGCUGUCUGCCUUCUUCUCAGAAAGUACAUGAAGCUCAAAAUUUGUUAUCUCCCUGCUCAAAAUCUAAUGUUUCAGUUAAUGUCACAACUGAUGCACCGAUGAACUUAAGUUCUAGUUCAAUUCCUGUGCAAGCUGAGGAUCAGACAGGUUUUAAUGUCACAACUGAUACACCGAUGAACUUAAGUUCUAGUACAAUCCCUGUGCAAGCUGAGGAUCAGACAGGUAAAGGAGGUCUGUCUUCAUCUGACAUUAACGGUGGUUCACGGGAUACAAUCUCUUCCACUUCGUCUGAGCUGAAAACCGAUACAUCUUUACCUUCUCUUUCUAACAAUCUCUCUAAUUUUGUUGUGGAUUUAACCGUCGAGCCAAAUGACACAUGCGUCAAGCCCUCGUCCAAUCGGAUUAUCUUAUCCUGUAAUAAGGUCACCAUUUAUCCCGCAACGAAACCAAUUCCUGCUGGCAGCACUCUGUUACAUCUGAGUGACGAAAAUUGGGUUGCUUUCUCUCCUCCUGAAUCAACGAGUUAGAUAAACUAGCUUUCUAAAGCUCACUCCUACUGACUUUCUUCUUAAUAUUUUGGGAACAAUGUGCAUUGCAACACUGAUAUUUUGAUAGGUUAUACAACAAUGUGCAUUGCAACAUUAAUAUCAUGUUCUUUCUUUCAGUAUGUUUCUGCAGUGUAUAUUCUAUUACUAAUAAAUAUGCAGUAUGUGCUGCUGAAUAACCACACAUGUUUCUGGGUUAUGUUGGAUAAAUGCAGUGAGGGAUUUAUAAUA
This is a messenger RNA of Humulus lupulus (European hop), 3754 nucleotides long. RefSeq lists its product as uncharacterized. The record is from RefSeq and is a predicted model, not a curated record. The coding region runs from base 80 to 3505 and encodes 1141 amino acids. Gene Ontology annotation, molecular function: double-stranded RNA binding. NCBI's taxonomy places the organism in Eukaryota, Viridiplantae, Streptophyta, Magnoliopsida, Rosales, Cannabaceae. The transcript has 9 exons.